AUGCCUAAAAACAAAGACUACAAUCUAAAGUUGAUCCAUACUGUUUAUAAUCAGCUUCCAGCUUUUACAGAUAUAUUCGAUGAAGAUACUUUUUAUAUGUUUGUGUUUAUCUUCAUUAUAUCAACAAUAGUUGUAGUGUUUAUAUUAUCUAGAUUUAUUACAAUAAAAGCUGUUGAAUAAACAUAAGUAGUUAAAAACUACAAUGUUUUUCUUAUGUAAAUUGGACGCCACAGAAUGUUAAAGUGUCUGUAACUUUUAUUUCUUUGUUGAAAUAUAGGUUUGAAAACUUUCAGU
Molecule: messenger RNA, 294 nt
Organism: Cylas formicarius (sweet potato weevil)
Lineage: Eukaryota; Metazoa; Arthropoda; Insecta; Coleoptera; Brentidae
Exons: 1
Coding region: 1-180 (59 amino acids)
Source: RefSeq, a predicted model, not a curated record